ACGAGCUCGGCAAGCUUGGGACUUUUCGAAGGGAAACCGUAAUAUUUCGCUUAAUCUCCUCGAAAAAGCAACAUAAUCACCUGUACCUGGAUUUUCCCCCUUGGCAGGUCACGUGCUACCAGGUCCUUUAUGGAUUUCGGAUGAUUACAUUAUACCACCAGAUUAUGAUUACAUUUAUUAUUAAAAUCUGAUAUUGUUUUGGAGUAAAAAUAUUUAUUGAUGAAUUCCUCUGGAUAUGAAAGGAGUAAUCGAUUUGUUUUAUGGAGAACUUCAAGGCUGAUUAUUGGUCAGCAAGCCGUCACUAUAGCAACGGGAUGAUGGCGGUAAAUCAACGGUCAAUAAAUCAUUUCGCUUGGUUUGCCAUGCUUAUGAUGAUGUACCAAACAGUAAAUAUUAUUUUGCAAGUAUUUUCAUGAUCUUGUUUCGUUAAACUGAAGACAGUGUUUGAGAGAAAUAGCUGCAGACUGAUAGUGGGAACAAUCGUAACUAAAACUUGAACGAAAUCAGUUUAUCAUUUGGAUAUUUUAUUAUGUCACCAAAGGGACGAGUAUGACGAAUUACUAAACAUUUUAAGACACUUUGCCCGAUGCUAUUAUGCGGAGUUCAUAAUGAAUACAUGAUAUUAAUACAACAUAUUCAUUUCUAAAUGAGAGCAACUCGAUCACGGGGAGCAAACAUACAGGAAUUAUGUCGCCACCUUUCGCUAGCCACCAAACCUUCAAAAUGACUUCACACAGACGACCACACAAAGUGCUAAGAAAUUGUUUUCAGUCUUUUCGCUUUCAGAUUUGGUGACAAGAAACAAAGAGAAUUGUAAACUUAAGCGACCAUGGUACUGCCAAGCAGGAGAUGCCUCCGGUACAACUGCAGACGCCAUCUCGUCGGACUCACUUACCAUGUAGGUUUAACGGUCCUUGUGACAAUUGCAGUUCUGAAGAUCGCUGGGGUCUCGCAGUUCCCGGAUGCAGAUGAAGCAGACGGAGGUGCAUCUAUGAAGAGAGGUGUUGGUGUACCCAACAAGAUUAGCAGACCUGCAGCAAUUGUUGAGAUCGAUAAUGGACGGCCGUUUAUCCGGAGAGAAGAUGGCAUAGAGGAUGGCUGGAUUGAGUUGGUGAAACAAAAGGGAACUGGGUCUGGAGAUAAUGACGGUUUGUUGAAAUCAAAGAGCAACAACCAUUUGAGGGAUUCCAUGGACUCACUAGAGGUUCUCGGAGAAGGAGAGAUGCUCCCUGACUUGUCCAGGAGAGAUGUUGUCAAAAAGAGCUUGAAGUUUGCGAAUCAUCCAGAACUUCCCGACGCCAACGACAUACCGAUCUCAAAGGAACUACAGGAACGGAUAAUGAGCGAGAAAUUUAAGAGGAGUAAGUCGAAAGUAGAAUCCAUAUCAAGAAAAUUGACGCCUUCGGUACAAGAUGAAAAAUCAAAGAAUCAUUCCAUGGAUUCGAGACAAAAACCGAAUGUAGACAUACAAACGCAAAAAGCAACGCAUAUUGAAAUGCAGAAAGAAAUUCCAGUGGAUUUUCCAAACAAACAUACUGUACCGACGGCAUCUUCUGGUGGAUUAUCGAAUGCACAAUUGUUUUCUGAUGGUGACACAAAAGCAAAGCGAGUUAAUGUUCUCAUCGUUGCUGCGAUGCGAACCGGGUCAUCUUUCCUUGGGGAAUUGUUUCUAGAACGCAAUGACUUCUUUUACAUGUUCGAACCUGGAAGGCUUCUCAUGCACAAACUAGAUGAGUUAGGACUGACGCGAGUUGUAAUGGUUACCAAACUAAUUCAAAUGCUUGAGAACUUCUACCAAUGCAAAUUUCAAGAUAUGCAAUUCUUUAUUGAUCGUCUUAACUCAGACACCCUGAGAGGCCGUAAGCAAGCAGUCCCAGCAUUGGUGACCGAUCAGUUCUGCGUUCUACACGAGUUUAAGCGCUUCAAGUUUCGUCGUCCUAAGGAUGAAUGCAAAGCGGUGACAGAGGACAUCCUUGAAACCGCGUGUACUGGGAAAGCACAUACAGCCAUCAAGUCUAUCCGCAUCCUGGAUAUCAAUCUUGUGCUUAAACUUAUAGAAGGGGAGGAAACUGACCUAAAGUUGAUCCAUCUUGUACGUGACCCAAGAAGCAUGAUCUUGUCUCGUCUCAAGCUAGCUAUGCCCCACAUCAGGGUAUUUAACGUCACCGAAUUAUCAGAAACAUAUCGUAACAUCCUGCUCAAAUACUGCUCCAGCUGGCACCAGAACUACGAGAUCGGACACUAUGUGCCUUUCGUACAAAAGAACUACCUGAUGGUACGAUAUGAGGACAUAGCAAGGGACCCUUACGGAUCUGCACGCAAGAUCUACAAGUUUGUUGGUCUCGGGACGUCGAUUCCGAGUUCGGUUCGAAAUUGGAUAAUUAAAAACACCAACGCCAAUGACCAAAGCAAGAAAAAGUCAGUAUCGUUUUCAACCAAGAGGGAUUCCAAAUCUGUUUUGGUGAGUUGGAAGAGCCGACUGACUGUACAAAUGGCAAGAGCUAUUGAAGAAAUCGGGGACUGUUCUCGACUCAUGCAAGCAACAGGUUACAAACUCAUCGGCAACGAUCCUCGUAUGCUGUCCAAUUCGGAUACAUUAGUUGGGCCCUUACCUCUUCCAAAAUUCAAUGCAUCAGCAUUUACUUUUCUUUGAUGUAUUUUUAUUUAUUUAUUUAUUAUUAUUAUUAU
Messenger RNA from Lytechinus variegatus (green sea urchin), 2688 nucleotides. Its product is annotated as carbohydrate sulfotransferase 1-like. The record is from RefSeq and is a predicted model, not a curated record. Gene Ontology annotation, molecular function: N-acetylglucosamine 6-O-sulfotransferase activity. Lineage: Eukaryota; Metazoa; Echinodermata; Echinoidea; Temnopleuroida; Toxopneustidae. The transcript has a single exon. The coding region runs from base 830 to 2653 and encodes 607 amino acids. Gene Ontology annotation, biological process: sulfur compound metabolic process; N-acetylglucosamine metabolic process.